AUUCGAGAUAAAAUUUCUCUACUCGGCACCAACUCGACAGUUUCACACAACAUGGCUAAAAAGGAACAUCUACACGUGAUACCGACUCUGGUAUUUUUCAACUGUAUAAUCACUUUCACGAUCACGUUCGUCAUAGCUGUACAGCUCAACCAUGUCACACCAGCAUUUCCGUACAUCAGCGACACUGGAGACCUGGCACCGGAAAGCUGCAUAUUUUCACAACUCCUCAACAUCACUUCCAUACUAAUGGCUUUGUGCGUUUUCGUGAGGCAUCUGCAAGUGGAAAAGUUCGCCACGUUCACGUCUAAAAUAAGCCAGAGACUCUCCUGGAACAAUAUAGCCACCUAUGUCGGCUAUAUGUCAUGCUUUGGGCUUAGCAUGGUGGCCAACUUUCAAGUCGGAAACCUCUGGCAGCUUCACUACAUCGGAGCCAUGUUGUGCUUUGUCGGGGGGACUGCCUACUUUGUCUGUCAGACUAUAUUUUCAUACCAUAUGGCGAAGAUGAAUAACACGAGCUACUUGUUCUGGGUGAGAUGUAUCUUGUGCUCUUUUUCAAUCAUAACAUGCGUGUCAGCAUUGGUACCGGGAGUAAUAUCUGGAAAUUAUUUUGACGGUAAAGAUUCCAGACAUUGGCUUCCGAGCGAUGGCGGUUACUUAUGGCACUUAUUAAGUACAUCGUCCGAAUGGCUGCUCGCUUUCACCCAGAGCAUCCUCGUCCUCACGUUUCUCCCAGAAUUCCGCAAAUUGAACAUCUACUCUCCUGUUUUGAUAAUCGAGGGGAUAAACAAGGAGCCGAUGUCUCCGACAUUCAAAAAACGGCUCAGCACUGUACUUUAUGAAUAAAAUAAAAAAACGGAUUCAAGCUGCACAAAUUGAUAUUUAAAAAUCAUACAUAGAACUUAAAAAAAAAAAAAAAAAAUGAUGGCGAAGUAGUGAUAAAAUGUUCCUAUAAUCUGAAGAAGACUGAUGAGUUGGUUUUUCUGAUCAAAGCCUUGGUCAGGGGUCAGAAAUUAAUUAAUCUCAACACAACACAUCUACUGUGAUUAAUAAAAAGAAAGGUAGAACUGCUCUAAAUGAUAGAUUUUACUUUUUACAAGAAAUUGUACAUAUAAAUGUAAAUAAAACUAUUUAUUUGUUCUCAUA
Molecule: messenger RNA, 1143 nt
Organism: Cimex lectularius (bed bug)
Lineage: Eukaryota; Metazoa; Arthropoda; Insecta; Hemiptera; Cimicidae
Product: DNA damage-regulated autophagy modulator protein 2-like
Exons: 5
Coding region: 52-843 (263 amino acids)
Source: RefSeq, a predicted model, not a curated record